GUUGCUGCUGUCGUGGGCCUGUUUUGGACAGAGGGCAGAAGAAAAAAAAAAAGCAAGUUUUGGCAUCAUGACGGAGACUUUAGGAUGGUGGCAGCUGGCAGCUAUUUGACAUUUUGAUUUUCUUAUUGGGCUACGGAUUGUUUGGACGGAUUUUCGUUUUGCGCGGCGAAGACACCCAAGGAACUCUUUCUUUUCCUUCUUCUCUGAUCCAUAUCAGGAGGAGGCGGCGGAGAGGGAGCAAGAGGACCGCUCCUCGUCGUCGAGGACUUGGAUGUCGUCGGACUACCGCUCAUCCGAGUCCCCAAACGAUCCAGAACGGCUGGGAUGGGCUCCCAUAAGAAUGUCUCCUUGGCCUCUAAAGCUCUGACCUUUCCCUUUGUUUCUGUCUCUUUGUGCCAAAUUUCUGACCUUUUCUGGAGGGCGUUGCUGUUCUUGUGCUCUGCUCCCUCCUUACGUCAUAAAUUUUGUUUCUUUGGUAGAUGACAGUGUUGACGCCUUCCAAAUCUCUUGUUUUCAAAUGCAAAGGUGGUUUUUUUUUUUUUUUUUUUGCCUAAAAUCCUCUCUCUCGUUUUAAAUGAGGAGGAGGUUAGGGUUUCCUCCUUAUCUCCCGUUCCUUUCGGAAGGGAGUGAAUCGAUCAGUUGGGCUUUCUUUUUAUAUUGGAAUCUAAAUGGGGGAUCCCAAGAAGAAGGGGGCGGGGCUCUCGCAAUUGGAGCUCUUCUUGUUCUUUAGGUUUAUUUAAGAAGAGAGCACCACCUCCUUCUUCUGAUCUUUGGUUAAUAGCUUUAGAUUCCAUUACUUCUUGCACUUGGAGAUUUUCUUUUCUUUUCGGUCCUCUCUCUCUCUCUCUCUCUCUCUCUCUCUCUCUCAUAUUGGAAUCAAAGUCGGGGAUUCCUUUUUGGGUUUAAUCCAGAGAGUUGUUAUCGUCAGCCCUAUCCAAAGAUCCAGUUUUCAUCUUUCAUUUGCUAUUACCAUCUUAAAGAAGUCCUCUGCGUUGGGAAUUAUUAUAAACCUCUUGCAGCACCGAUCAAAAGGAGUCUCCACUUUACUCUUCUUGCUUUUAUUGCUAGUUUGAACAUCUUUGUUUUAUUUCUACUUGUUGCGUUUGAUCUCAUUGAUGUGCAAUGUGUGUGGUCCCUCACUUUCUCAUGUUCAUUUCGAAUCAUUUAGAGCAUCCUUGACAAGGAGUUCUUCACGGAAUAUGGUGAGGCUAUUAUAGUCUACUUGGUAAAUCGGAAGGUAUUACAAAUAUUUUGACAGGUUAUUAUUAUCUUUGGAAUUUCUUUAUCCGCUGAUACUUGCAACUUAGAUAGUCUAUGCCAGGUUAUUCUGUAAAAUGACUUCCCUGUAAGUUUGAUUGGAAAGGGUGAUUUACUUUUCUUUUUUCUAUUUCAGAAAUAAUGCUAUUAUUUUUGAAAUGGAAUACUCCCUGUCCCCGUUCAUUGGCUUCUCGAAAACAUUGUGCAUCUGUUAGACCUGUUGUUCCCUGAAAAACACUAGCACUCGGGAUGUGCUAUACAAACGGAAGCAAACCUUGUGCUUGAGAAGUUAUGUAUGUUGGCAUUUCUAUGUUCAUCUUGGCUGCAUAUUCAUGCAGGAUAGAUUUGCAAAGCACUAUAUCUUAGAAAUGCAACUAAGAUAGAGUGUUUUACAAAUCUAUCCGGCAUGAGUAUGCAACCAAGAUGAUAUAGAAAUGCCAACAUACAAAACUUCUCAAGCACAAGGUUUGCUGCCAGUUUUUAUCUCUUCUGUUACUUUUGAUGGAAGAUCUUAUACUGCUGUUGUUGGCAAGGAAAAAAAAAAGGAGGCAGAACAACUGGGAGCUCGUACUGUUAUUGAGUCAUUUUUAGGAAACUCAGAUACAAGGACUCUAAUGAUUGAAAUUAUAAACUCCGAUCUCAGAUGCUCAGAUUAUAUGAUGUGAUCUGUAAAGGCAGUGACUUUAGAAAGGAACAGCACAUAGAGAAGAAGCCCUGUAAUAAGAUGCAACCUGGCCUGACAUAUGAUAAGUCACCUAACCCCGUAGUUUCUGAGACAGUUCGACAAAUUGGCUCAACAAGUAAUAUUUCUAGUUCCCUUUUGGCUGAUUCUAAGCUGGCACACUGCAUUCAAGAUUGAGAUUCUAGUGGAUGUGCAGAUACACUUUUAAAUUAUUCGCAAGCUAUGGUUCCUACAGGCAGCAAAGAGAGACUGAGAAAUAAGAAAGGAAAAUCUCAAUUGAAGAAAACUUGAACUGACAACCAAAUUCCAUAGAUGGAGCCUGCGGAACCUCAUGGAUAUCUAAAGCACGCUUGCUGAUGGGGGCAACGGUCCACUGAAGCUGCCAUGCUCUUUUGUUGGAACACCUGAUCUGGAAUGCCUACUUAAGGGAUGCAGCAAAGGAAGAGAUGGUCCGCAGUAGGAGCAUUCUGAUUUCUUUUCUUUGGCUUGUCUUCCAUCAGCACCUUGUUAUUCUAAUUACUUCAGCAUUUUCUGGAGCUGAACAUUUCGGCAAGCUAUUCAUGUGAAAAUGGAAGACAGAUCUGCAGUUGUUCACACUAGAAAAAAUUUGCUUCGUUUCGGCAGCUUCCUUACCGCGGUUGUGGUCCUAGCGUUCCGCAUGAAAUAAGACUUUGGGGCCUCACUGGGAGUCUCAUGCUACAACACUAUCAACAGCAAACAUCUUCAUCAACCUAUCAAAACUAGACACACUUUACUUGAGGCUAGCCCACCAGAGAAGAACAGUUUCUAGAAGUGAGUUGGUGAUCCAUUUAUUUCCGCCAACUUUAUAGCAGAUCCGUUUCUCGGCGGCUUAUGCGUCUCGUGCUCCUCCUUACCCCUGGCUGUUUUCCUUCGACCUCUUGGUCAAAAGGAGUCACCGACCCCUCACUUUCCUCUCCCGUCUCUCCUCUGUUACACAUUUAUUAGUUCACAUUGCCACCCAGGAGACAGAAGGUUGGAGGAAAAAAAACAAAGAAGGAGAGAGAGAGAGAGGGAGAGAAUCCUAUCAACAACUAUCAUCUUCUAUUUCCUCUUAGCCCCCACUCUUUUUGUCCACCAACUAUACCAGAGGAAUGAAUCAAACCAGCAGGUGGAUGCUUAUCUUGUGCAACCAAAGAGAGGCCUUCAGUUUCCUCCUCUUCCUUGCUACUUCUCAUGUUCUCUUCCAUUCUUCGUUUGGUGCUACUAAGAGUACUCCCACCUUCAAACCCAUCAAACUUGAUUGCUCAGAUGAUUCGUUCAUCCAAGAUGACACAACUCGGACUAGUCUUGAGGCCCUCUUCUCCUCCCUGAGAUCCAAGGCUUUGCGUUCCAAUUCCGGCAGCGGGGCAAUUGGAAGCGGUCCUGGCGCCAUCUAUGGCUCCUUCCUCUGCCAAAGUGAUCUCUCUUAUGAAGACUGCCGGACUUGCAUCCAUAUGGCAGCAGCCAAUCUCCUUCAGAGUUGCUCCUCCUCCUCCUCCUCCGCCUCCUCACGCCGUGGUGCUAUAUGGAUAAACUGCUGCCAAUUACACUACUCGGAUCGCAAUAUCCACGGAGUCGCGGGUAUUAAUGGAUUCAACUUAGCCAGCCUCCAUGAGGAAACCAAUUCAAUGAAACCAAUAGAGCAGGUGUCGAAACCCACGAAAGCAGUCAAUUAUCUGCGUCGCCUCAUGGACGCGCCGCAACCAACAGCUGCUAGUGAUGGAGCAGGGGAUGGAAAGAAAUCAAGUUCUGGUGCAAUGCCUAUCAUGAUUUCAAUUCUGGCAGUGGUUCUUGCUGGCACUUCUCUCUACUGCAUCUACUGCUGGAGAUGGAGGAAACGCAACGCCAUCAGAAGAGCUCAAAUCGAGAAUCUCAGACCUCUACCAAGCUCCGACUUGCCUCUGAUGGAUCUGUCUACAAUACAAGCAGCCACCAAUAACUUCUCCGAAGAAAAUAAACUUGGGGAAGGUGGAUUUGGCCCCGUCUACAGAGGCGUGCUCUGCGGUGGCAACGAGGUUGCGAUAAAGAGGCUUUCAGCCAAAUCCAGGCAGGGUGCCGUGGAGUUUAGGAAUGAGGUGGAGCUGAUUGCAAAGCUUCAGCACAGGAAUCUUGUGAGGUUGCUGGGCUUCUGCGCCGGGAAAGAUGAGAAGCUGCUCAUCUAUGAAUACCUGCCCAACAGAAGCCUUGAUUCCUAUCUGUUUGAUCCAAGCAAGAGGUGUCAGCUGGAUUGGAAGAAACGCCACCAAAUUAUAGCAGGAAUUGCACGGGGUCUUCUAUACCUUCAUGAGGACUCGCUGCUCAAAGUCAUUCACAGGGAUCUCAAAGCCAGUAAUGUGUUGCUGGACAAUAAAAUGAACCCAAAAAUAUCGGACUUCGGCAUGGCAAAGAUUUUCGAAGGAGAAGAAAAUGAAGUUACCACUGGCAAAGUCGUCGGGACGCUUGGAUACAUGGCUCCAGAGUAUGCCAUCCAGGGUAUUUUCUCUGUGAAGUCAGAUGUGUUCAGCUUUGGAGUUCUUCUGCUUGAGAUUUUGAGUGGGGAAAGGAAUGGAGGAUCUUAUCUCCACCAACACGGCCACACUCUUGUAAAACAUGCAUGGCAACUUUGGACUAGAGACAGAUCAACUGAAUUCAUGGAUCCAUUGCUUGGGGACUCAUAUCCAAAGAACGAAGCUUGCCGAUGCAUCCAUGUUGGUUUGCUCUGUGUUCAGGAGAAUCCAGAGGACAGGCCCACCAUGUCAUCAGCUGUUCUCAUGUUGAGAAGCGAUCAAACGCCAUUGUCUCCACCAUCAGAGCCUCCAUCCUAUGCACGAUCGAAAACACCGGAACUGCAGAUGUCCCCAAUUAUGUUUUCUACUUCGACUGGAACUCAAACUGUAAAUGAAGUCACAAUUACUCUUGUCGAACCGCGAUAGUGCAUCCAUGCAUGCAGCAAACCUUGUUUGAUAAGUUUUUGAGUGUUGGAAGUUGCUUGAGAGUGUGAAUGUAAUUUUUGUGUUACAAAAGGAAGUAAAAGGCAAUGUUUUUCGAAAUAA
This is a messenger RNA of Phoenix dactylifera (date palm), 4971 nucleotides long. NCBI's taxonomy places the organism in Eukaryota, Viridiplantae, Streptophyta, Magnoliopsida, Arecales, Arecaceae. The record is from RefSeq and is a predicted model, not a curated record.